UUGCUGUAGACCUAGCAUUUAACCUAGCAUAAAUUUCAAGUGAGUGCCUGUACAAAGUGCCUGCCAGCUCCUGGGACCCAUCUUGUGAGGGAGCAAGCUACCUGCCUUACAGCACCUGUGGGUGCUCUGGUGCAGCUGCUUCAAGUAGGAGCCCUGGUUUCCUGUGGUGUGGGUUGAGAUGGAGGAGCGUGGUGGGCAGCAGCAACUGCUGCUUUUCCCCUUCUGCAGGCCUCAAGGCAUGGGUGCUGUGGCAGUUAUUUCUACAAAUGCUUUAAUGGAGCAGUUGUAUCUAAAAUAUCAACAAAGACCAUGGACUGAAACUCUGAAACUUGUCCAUUUUUGCAUGGAUAAGCCACGUCCAUCUCCUAUCAGUAAUGCGCCAGAUGGUCCGCUGCUCUCAUGCAUGGAGAAGUUGCAGAGGACUCUAAAUGAUAAAUCUUUGUUUUCUGUGAUGAACAGAUUGGAAUCUUUAGCCAAACAAAAAGGGCUUAACUCUCAUGUUAGCCCCAGUGGGACUGCCUGCUACAUAACCUCAAACAUGUUUUAUAUAGAAGUACAGCUGGAGAAGGAUGGAAGGGUGAUGGAUGUAAAGCUGGCUCACCUUGGAGAGGCUCCUGUGAUUUGUGAUGACUUGGUGCAGCACCUAAGGAUGAAGAAUUAUGACGCAUUUGGAAAGAUUCUAGAAGACCUGUCAAAUCUGUAUCAAAUUCCAGGAAACAGUGAAAUGAAAGCUAAGGGUUACCUUGCAUUGCAGUCCCUUGAAAAAGAUCUUUAUUCAAUGUCUCUUCUACACAGAUCACAGGAUGUAAACAGAAUUACUGAAGUACUUCAUGGAAAAGUAGGACACCUGGUGCCAAGAACUGGAGGAACUCCUAUGAACAUUGAAUUUUACAUUUCUCCAUAUCAAAUUUUGGAAGCAGAGCUCAAUCCUGGUUCUCUGGUGUGUGGAACAAAAGCAGUCGUAACUGUUGAAGGCACGGAUACGCUCCACAGACUUCCUCUUUCUCCGCUGCUUGUAGACUCUCAAGCUGGAGAAGAUGGCAACCCUACUUUUUUGCCACUGACUAAUGAACUCAGCAUGGAUUUGUCAGCUUGUUUUUUGCUGAAGUUUCAUCAGCCUAUUCCUCUGUCCCUAUCCAAUAUUGAAGAGAUACAGAUGCUCACAGGCAUGUUACGACUGUUUUUAAGACUAAGUAAUUUCUGACCACUCAUUGCUUACUUGCUUUUUAUUUCCACAUGGUAAUGUAGUACAAGUUAAAACUGGAUUCUGGGGUAGAAAAUCUUCUGUACUAUAUCAAUUUGUACAUCAACUGUUAGAAGCCAAGGCAAAGUUGUUAAACACUAUCUAAAAUAUCUUGAAGUUGUUGAUUACCAUCAGCAAAAAAGGAAAGAAGGAAGGCUAAUGUUUUUAUGUCUGUGCAUUUUCUUUAGUUUGUAAAAACUAGCUUUCAUGUACAAUCUAAUCUAAAAGCUAAUAAAAAACAUCAUCUGUUUUCAGGAAUUCAGAUAACUGCCUUGAAACUAGCUCCUUUGUAUGAGCUGAUUAUUCAAUCUGCCCUUAAAGAAAAAGGCAGUGAAGAUUUGUCUACGCACAAAUCCUGUUUCAUUGUGGUGAGUAUACUGCAUGUUUGACAGAUGUUACCCUUGUGCAGUGAAUACACUGAAAUAUAUUUCUCCAUUAGUAAACAACACAGGUUUCCCAGAACCCCAAAAGGAUUUAAAUACUCUUUAGAAAAUAGUUCAAAUUACUUAAGAAAUAACAGAUCCUUUGAAGUAAGCAAACUUGUCAUCUGUGCUAAUGAGACACUGUAUUCAUGGCUGCUGAAAUACUAAUUUGUCUUUGUGCAAUCCAAAUACUUUUUAAAAUAUUGUUCAAAACUUUAUCAUUAAUGCUUUAAUAAGAAGGAAACUUACUGUCUGGUGUGAGGAGCACAUCUAAGAUUGACACUUAGAAGUGAUAAACAUGCAGCAAAACACUGUAACAAAACCAGGCUUCUUGAUUGAAUAACACUGAAAAUACUGAUUCCUUUUAGAGGGACUGGCAGGAAGAAAAGUGUAAAGCAUUACAACUGUGAUGUCAGUUACUAUUUAGAGCCAUGGCCACUUAACUGCAGAUGGCUUC
Molecule: messenger RNA, 2122 nt
Organism: Meleagris gallopavo (turkey)
Lineage: Eukaryota; Metazoa; Chordata; Aves; Galliformes; Phasianidae
Source: RefSeq, a predicted model, not a curated record